GCUGUUAAUUGUUUGUUAAUAAUUAUUAUCAGCUAUAUAUUAGUAAAAUUAUUUUAUUAUUUUAGACCAAAACAAUUAAUUAGUCCAAAUGGAAAAGCAGUACUUAUUACAGGUUGCGAUUCAGGUUUCGGUAAUCUAUUGGCCUAUAGUCUGAAUGAACGAGGAUUUCGUGUUUACGCCGCAUGUCUUGACCCGAACACGAGCACGGAUUGCGGUGGACAAAGAUUGGCCAAAACGUGUAGAUUUACCGAUCAAAUGGUUGUCCUGAAAAUGAAUGUUACCGACGAUCGAGAAGUACACGAAGCGUUCAAUCAGAUUACCGAAGAUCUGGUGGCCAACAAUUGUAAAUUAUGGUCAGUGGUCAACAAUGCCGGCUAUAUGAUUACCAGUCCCGUCGAAUGGGGAACAUUGGAUGACUACGAACGGCUGUUUGCGGUCAACGUGUUUGGUCUGGUUCGGGUCACACGUAUAUUCUUACCGUUAUUACGGUCAGCAAAAGGUCGUGUUGUAAACAUGUCGUCAACAAUGGGUAGACUAACCCUCGACUACUUCAGUGCCUAUUGUAUGUCAAAAGCAUCGAUAAUCAGGUUUUCCGAUUCGUUGAGAAAAGAAAUGCAAACGUUUGGCGUACGGGUGGCCACUAUAAUGCCGGGAGGUUUCAAAAAUACUGGACUAUUGUCGAAAACAAUUGCAGCGAUGGACACCGUUUGGCUGACCACUGACGAGUCGGUCAAAUCGGCGUACGGACAGCAAUACUAUGAACAAUGGAAACGUGUGGUUCUUUUGCAGUUAGACUGCAACCCAUUUCUGGCAACUGAUCCCUAUAUAGUGAUCAACGAUAUGAUCGAUGCCAUCAUGAAUACCGUUCCCCUCAAUAAUUACGAACCUAUCGGUAACUUACGGUUUCAACUAUACUAUCGCUUAUACGAUAUUUUGGGCCAAAAAUUACUUGCAAACUCUUUAUUAUUAUUAUUAAUAAUAUUUUUCUCUAUAUUAUUAUUUAUAUUAUAUCAAUAUUAUCGUCGAUUGCAAUGUAUGUCUGUAUUGAAGCGAAACGGUAUUUCGGGUCCAAAACCGCAUCUGAUUUUCGGCAAUCUAUUCGACUUCAAGGGUAUGUCAUCACUGGAACAGAAAGACUAUUUAAUUGGCAAAUACGGUAAAACUGUUGGCCUGUAUUACGGUUGUAAACCCGUAGUACUGGUGGCCGAUCCCGAACUGGCCAAACAUAUCCAAAUCAAAGACUUCCAGUAUUUCAAUGACCGGACUUUAUCGCUAAAAAUUAUUACACAUCCAAUCAUUGACGGAUCCGUACAUCUGAAAUGUGGCCAACGAUGGAGAGAUUUACGAUCGGUAUUGUCGCCGAUGUUUAGCGGAUCUAAACUAAGAAAACUCUAUGAACUGAUUGAUUCGUCAAUCGAUACGUUUUUGGAUAUAUUGGCCAAAAACCAACAAAACAAAGACGACAACGAUUUCGAUAUCUAUGAACUGUUCAAACGAUUGACUGCCGAUCUGACCGCACGGACAGCUUUCGGCGUCCAGACCAAUGUCCAGACAGCGACGGACAGCAAAUUUCUUGACGCAAUGAAUCUAUUGUUUAAUUCGCAUCCGUAUAGCAAAUGGUACAGAAUUUUAAGUUUUUGUUUUCCCCGAUUCAGUCCAUUAUUCAAUCAAUUUAGUCGUCUGGACGACCAAAUCGAUUGCCUAAUGAAUCGGUCGGCAAACGGCCAACUAAUAGACAUAACUAAAGAGAUUAUUGAUUUGAGAAAAAACGCAUCAAUAAAUACAAAACAUACGGAUAUAUUACAGUCGAUGUUUGACAAUAAUGUUGAUAAUAAUACUAAAACAAUAGAUGAUAUCAACGACAAUAAACAGUCAAUCAAACUAACCGAUUACGAGAUUCAGGGAAACUGUAUCUUCUUUUAUAUAGCCGGCUAUCGAAAUGCUAGUAUAACACUCGGGUUUGUCGCACACAUACUGGUCAACUAUCCCGAUAUUCAGGAAAGGGUCCGACAGGAAGUCAGGGAACUGUAUGCAAGUGAUGGUCGACUGGAUUACAAUACUCUAUCAAAACUCGAGUACAUGGAGUGUGUAAUCAAUGAGACGAUGCGUUUGUAUCCGCCGAGUGUAGCCUUUGCUACCCGUGAAGCCAACGCUGACUACACGUACGACAACAUAACUAUACCGAAAGGUACGGUCAUACAGUUUGCCAACUAUUAUAUGCAUAGAGAUCCAGACUAUUGGCCCGAACCGGAAAAGUUUGAUCCCGAAAGGUUCAGUUCGGGUCGUCGUCAUGAAUGGCAUCCAUAUUCGUGGCAAACAUUUGGAAACGGACCCCGAAGUUGUGUUGGCUUACGGUUGGCCUACUUUGAGAUGAAACUAUGUUUGGCUAAAUUGUUGAUCAAUUACCGACUGGAACCGGGACCGCGAACCGAAUUGGGAGACAUUGUUCGCGAAACUAAACUAAUUUCAAUGGUUCCCAAAAACGGAGUGUUUGUUAAAAUUGUCAAAAUUUAAUUAAAUACUAAUUGUAUUGAAUCUGUGAGCUAUACUGUAGUUAUA
Oppia nitens is the source of this 2559-nucleotide messenger RNA. Its product is annotated as cytochrome P450 3A11-like. The annotation marks the transcript as partial. Gene Ontology annotation, molecular function: iron ion binding; heme binding; oxidoreductase activity, acting on paired donors, with incorporation or reduction of molecular oxygen. Lineage: Eukaryota; Metazoa; Arthropoda; Arachnida; Sarcoptiformes; Oppiidae. The transcript has 5 exons. The record is from RefSeq and is a predicted model, not a curated record.